Messenger RNA from Centruroides sculpturatus (bark scorpion), 570 nucleotides. RefSeq names its product activity-regulated cytoskeleton-associated protein-like. Gene Ontology annotation, biological process: modulation of chemical synaptic transmission; positive regulation of AMPA receptor activity. The record is from RefSeq and is a predicted model, not a curated record. Gene Ontology annotation, molecular function: mRNA binding. The transcript has a single exon. NCBI's taxonomy places the organism in Eukaryota, Metazoa, Arthropoda, Arachnida, Scorpiones, Buthidae. Bases 1 to 570 code for a protein of 189 amino acids.
AUGGUCUGGCUUCAGACUGCACCACCGCCGCCAGCCAUCCAAUUUAACGGUAGGUCAGCAUUAACUGCUAACGAUUUCUUGCAGGACCUCGAACAGCAUUUUAUGGUGAACCAAAUACCGAACACUAGAUGGGUGGAUACUGCCGCUAAUUGUCUUCGCGGUAGCCCAGCGAUGUGGUGGAAGAAUGACGGACGCCACCGAAUCGGCAACAGUUGGCCGUUAUUUAAACGAUCUUUUUUGGAUCUGUACGCUCCUUUAGCGGACGAAGUAGCUGUCGCUAAAGAACUUUUUAGUCGACAGUACACCGGAACCAAUAGUGUCGAGCAGUUUAUAUGGACCACGGUACAGCUAUACCGCACGUGGAGACCUUUAGCUCGUGACGAGAAAAUAAUUCAGUAUGUAGUUGGCCAGAUGUCUCUACCGUUAUGUGAGUAUCUGGAGAAUCGCCGUUCUUACUCAUUAAACGAGCUAGUACGCACUGCAAAAGAGUACGAAUUCAGAAGAAAUGAUCAAGCUUCUUCUGACAGUGCAAAUCAUUGUUAUUUUCACUUUGCUAAACAAUCAGUUUGA